AUGAUUUUUGUAUUUAGAAAGGUGGAUAUUUCAGCAAGUGAACAGAGUAUCUGCCAAGCACGAGCUGCUGUAAUGGUCUACGAUGAUGCCAAUAAGAAAUGGGUACCUGCUGGUGGAUCAACUGGAUUCAGCAGAGUUCAUAUAUAUCAUCACACAGGCAACAACACGUUCAGAGUAGUGGGCAGGAAGAUUCAGGAUCAUCAGGUGGUAAUAAAUUGUGCCAUUCCAAAAGGGCUGAAGUACAAUCAAGCUACACAGACCUUCCACCAGUGGCGUGAUGCUAGGCAGGUGUAUGGUCUGAAUUUUGGCAGCAAAGAAGAUGCCAAUGUCUUCGCAAGUGCCAUGAUGCAUGCCUUAGAAGUAUUAAAUUCACAGGAAGCUGUGUUCUAUUUAGGUCCUACAUUGCCUCGACAGAAUUCACAGCUUCCCUCUCAAGUACAAAAUGGUCCGUCACAAGAAGAAUUGGAAAUCCAGAGAAGACAGUUGCAAGAGCAACAGAGGCAGAAGGAGCUGGAGCGGGAGAGGCUGGAUCGUGAACGAAUGGAACGGGAGAGGCUGGAGAGAGAGAGGCUAGAAAGGGAAAGACUUGAAAGAGAGCGCCUAGAACAGGAGCAACUGGAGAGAGAACGACAAGAAAGGGAACGACAAGAGCGACUAGAAAGGGAGAGACAAGAGAAGGAGAGGCAGGAUCGAGAAAGACUUGAACGACUUGAGCGGGAGAGGCAAGAAAGAGAACGACAGGAACAGUUGGAAAGGGAACAAUUGGAAUGGGAAAGAGAGAGAAGAAUUACAAAUGCUGCUCCAUCUUUCGACAACUCCCCGUAUAGCACUCCACUUCCUGACUACUCCAGUUGCCAGCCUCCUUCAGCACCUCCUCCAUCAUAUGCAAAAGCAGUCUCAGCACCAAUGUCAGAGGCCGCACCGGAGUACGCUGUAGUGACUUCUGCACCACCGACUUCCACUCCCCCUACACCGCCUCUAAGGCACUCUGCAUCACGUUUUGCUACAUCUUUAGGCUCAGCUUUCCACCCUGUUCUCCCCCAUUACGCUACGGUUCCUCGUCCGCUGAGCAAAAGUUCUCGUCCCCCUUCUCCUGUCAAUGCCCCAGCGACAUUGCCUCCAAAUACAAAGCCUGUUGCCUGGUCUGCGCCCAGUUUCGCCCCUCUUCCCCCAUCUCCUCCAGUAAUGAUAAGCAGUCCACCAGGCAAAGCUACCGGUCCGAGACCUGUCCUCCCAGUGUCGGCUUCUAAUCCAGUGACCCAAAUGUCCACGUCUCCCACGGCUCCUAACGGGCUUCCUGAAAACCUGGCUUAUCCGGCUCCUUCACCUUCUACCUCAGGUCCAACUCCGCCUCCACCACCUCCUCCUCCCCCACUGCCUUCCUUUCCGCCUCUGUCACUCUCUGGACCUCAAGCUUCUCCUUCUCCCAACUCCCCGAAUGCCUCGACUCCCUCAUCCAAGCCUAGUGUUCUCCCUUCUCCCUCUGCAGCUACCCCUGCCUCUGUUGAGAACUCUCUAAACUCUGUGUUGGGAGACUCCUCUGCUUCUGAGCCAGUCUUGCAGGCAGCCUCUCAGCCGAUUGAACCUACGACCCAGCAGGGUGUUGUCCAAGGACCACCUGCACCUCCUCCCCCACCCCCCUUGCCCCCUGGCCCAGCUCAGUCUUCAGUAGCAGCCCCACCUCCUCCUGGCCCACCACCACCACCUCCACUUCCACCUUCAGGGCCACCGCCGCCACCACCACCACCUCCACUUCCUAGCCAAGCUCCUCAAGUUCCUCUUCCACCUCCUGCUCCCCCUCUUCCCGCCUCUGGAUUUUCAGUGGGAUUUGUGUCUGAAGAAAAUCGCCCUUUAACUGGACUAGCAGCUGCCCUUGCUGGAGCCAAGCUUAGGAAGGUCUCACGGGGUGAAGACUCCUCCAGUUCAGGUGGAGGAGGAGGAGGCUCUGCUUCAUGUAAAACAGACAGUGGCCGUGGAAAUGGACCACUUCCCUUGGGAGGCAGUGGGCUGAUGGAAGAAAUGAGUGCACUGCUGGCCAGGAGGAGAAGAAUUGCUGAAAAGGGAUCAACAGAACCAGAGCAGAAAGAAGAUAAAACUGAAGAAAUAGAGUCUUCAACUUCUAAGGUUUCUUCAACAAGCACACCUGAACUAACAAGAAAGCCUUGGGAAAGAACAAAUACAGUGAAUGGAAGCAAGUCUCCUGUUAUCUCCAGACGGGAAUCUCCAUGGAAAAAUCUGCUUGCUUCUGAAAACAGGUUCUAUGAUUCAUUAAACAGACCAAAAUCUACACCUACGGGGCAACCCAGUGCCAAUGGAGUACAGUCAGAAGGUCUAGAUUAUGACAGAUUGAAGCAGGACAUUUUAGAUGAAAUGAGGAAGGAGUUAACAAAAUUAAAGGAAGAACUCAUUGAUGCCAUCAGGCAGGAACUCAGCAAGUCGAAUACUGCAUAGAAAGACUAGUACUAAGCCGAUGUGACUCUUUAACUUGAUUAUAAAACUGACUACAUUUUGUGAGCUGUUAGAAGAAGAACGGAGACAGACACUUGGAAGGAGGGAGAAACAACCUAUUCUGAGAAGCUUCAGACACAUCACUCUGGUGAUAACGCUAUUCCCCUCCUAGUUUGCAGCUUUUUUCUGACCUUUACAGCAGGGUGGAAAAGACUCUUAAAGUUACUGUAACGAUUAUGCAGAAAUUCCUACACCUAUCAGACAAGAUCACAGUGCUUUGAAGUCUACUCAUGUCAAGAUCCAAUUGCACACAUUUCUGAAUUUGUUAAGACAAAAACAAAUAAAAACAGGGAAAAGCUUGGGAAGGCUUUUCAGAGAGGUUUUCUUUAUUAAUGAAGGAGUUAGCAAGUUAUACUGUUGUACUUCAAAUGUAUCUCAGGUUUGUCUUCCUAUCAUAUCUGAUAUUUCCAUGCCUAAUUUAAAAAGAUCAGAUGUGUAGAAGUUCUGUUCACCAAACACGGAGCAAUUAGAAAGACCAACAUUUGUUAAGCAAACGACCUUAGACGGUGAUGACAUAUCAAGAUUUGGGAAUUUUAUGAUAGGAAGCCUCUCUAGUUAGCCUUCAUGCAAUUUUAUAGGAAAAGAAAAAUCACAAAAAAAAAAAAAAGAG
Messenger RNA from Indicator indicator, 3118 nucleotides. RefSeq names its product ENAH actin regulator (gene ENAH). Bases 1 to 2451 code for a protein of 816 amino acids. Gene Ontology annotation, biological process: actin polymerization or depolymerization; axon guidance; actin polymerization-dependent cell motility. Gene Ontology annotation, molecular function: SH3 domain binding; profilin binding. The record is from RefSeq and is a predicted model, not a curated record. Lineage: Eukaryota; Metazoa; Chordata; Aves; Piciformes; Indicatoridae. The transcript has 16 exons.